CGCGAAAAAUACAGUCAUUUAGUGGAAGUUUUCUCGCUUUAACAACACAACGUAGUCAGCAAAGUGCGGAAGAGUAGGAAAAAAAGUUAAAAAGUUGCGUCGGCGUGCCACCCGCGUGUGGAGUGGAGGCUCGGUCAAAACUUUGUCAAUAUGAAACUUUUGUUGACACUUUUGACCGUCGCCGGGCUCUUCACAAGCCACGCACUGGCCGGCGCCAUCGGCAAGGGUUCGAUCGAAAUCCCGGAGCAGUUCCGGGGCCCGAUCAAGAUGCUGCACAAGAUUUGCGUGGCCGAGUCCGGUGCGUCGGAGGACAGCCUGAAAAAGUGCAUCGACGGGACGAUCCACGACGAGCGGGGCGUCAAGUGCUACAUCCACUGUCUGUUCGACAAGGUCGAGGUCAUCGAGGAGGGCACCGGCCGGAUUCUGCUGGACCGGCUGGCGCCGCUGGCCCCGAGCAACGAGAUCAAGGACGCACUGGAGCACCUGACGCGCGAGUGUGGCCACAUUUCUAAAUUGCUAAUUUCAGCUCAUGAAGACUCUUGCGACACGGCUUACGAGGUGGCCAAGUGUUACUUUGCUGCCCACGACGAUGUCAUCAAAUUCUGUCAUCUGCUGAUGGCCGACCAUUGAUAUGGAAAUCAUUCAAAUUGGAUCAUCGAUAACUGGACCCCUCGGCAAACGGAUUAAUGGAAUUCUCUCCGGACUCUCACCGCGCAGCUGCAAUACUAAACAUAGAUUAAGUAAGAUUUAGCAUUCAGUCAAGUUCAACGACAAACGGCGUACGCACAGGACCACCUCGCAAUCAACUAAACAACAACGGGAAAAGUUUGCCCUAUUUUGUACAAUAUUUUAAGCUCAGAACGAAGUAAAUAAAGACCAUCGUUUUGCCUUA
Culex quinquefasciatus (southern house mosquito) is the source of this 892-nucleotide messenger RNA. It is a transcript of the gene Obp69a, whose product is annotated as pheromone-binding protein-related protein 6. The record is from RefSeq and is a predicted model, not a curated record. The transcript is spliced from 3 exons. Lineage: Eukaryota; Metazoa; Arthropoda; Insecta; Diptera; Culicidae. Gene Ontology annotation, molecular function: odorant binding. The coding region runs from base 151 to 630 and encodes 159 amino acids. Gene Ontology annotation, biological process: sensory perception of smell.